Messenger RNA from Pectinophora gossypiella (pink bollworm), 7164 nucleotides. RefSeq lists its product as uncharacterized. The coding region runs from base 638 to 1123 and encodes 161 amino acids. The transcript is spliced from 5 exons. The record is from RefSeq and is a predicted model, not a curated record. Lineage: Eukaryota; Metazoa; Arthropoda; Insecta; Lepidoptera; Gelechiidae.
UUGAACACCGACCGUCGUCCCGCGCUAUCUUCACAGCGGACAACGCGUUCCAUAUUCAAACCGACGCGUUCUAAACUCAAAAAACGUGUCUAUUAUCACCUUAUUUUUAUAUUUUUGUAAAAAGAAUACUUGUGACGUAUUUGUGUAACAGCCAGUACUUUUCGCGAAACUGUUUUCGAAUUUAUUUACUGUAUUGGAAACUUUUUAAUGAAUAUUUUAUUGGUAAACCCAAUGCAAACAGUGGUUAAACUAACAUGACAAGCAAACAAAGUUAAAGUGUGAUAUAAUCGGCGUCUGUCGGGGAUUCGCGUUGUUACUAAAAUAAACUCCAUCAAACAGAUAUAAUUAUACCACUGAAUGUAAACAGGGAAUGAACGAAUGAACUGAAGUAGGUAUCUGAGCACUUCAACCAAUUGUAUAAACAAUGAUGUUGCGGUCGGUACCUUUGUAUACUUUAUGACCUAUACUCUGUAGCGUCUACAUAAUAGACCACAAAAUAGAAGUGUAUUUCAAAGUGAUUGAAUUAAAAAUAAAGUGCAGAUUAGUGCAAAGUCAUGGGAUUUCAAACACUACAACGUUAAAUGUAUCACUUUGGUUGAAAGGAUUUUCCGGGACUUCACGCCAAGUAUCGAUCAAGAUGCCGCUUCCAAAAUUAAAGCGAUGUUGCGGAUGUGUGCCGUUGGAGACAGGAUGCAUCGCUCUGGGUUUCAUAUCAUUUAUGGCGUGCAUCGCAGCGAUCGGAGUGUGCUCAUGGAAGCUUCCAGAACACAAGGAGCAGCAGAAUGAAGACAACCUGGUGCUCCUCAGCAUGACCAUGUUUGCCACGCUGUCUGCCAUCAGCAACCUCACUGUCCUUGCUGGGAUCGCGCUGAAGCGGCCAUCAUUCCUACAGCUGGCGAUCCUGUCCAACUCUGUGUUCAUCCUGUGCAUAUUCCUGAUCUCCAUAGUCACGUGUCUCUUCAGCCCUGGUCUCGAGCCCCAUCUGCAGUCAGCCGGGAACAUCACUCUGGUCGUCAUACUGCUUAUCAGUGGAGCUGUGUAUUCAAUGUACUACAUGACUAUAGUAAACAGUCAAUAUACGAAGAUGAAGAUGGCAUACGGAGACAGCGCCAUACCGGUGUGACAGUGAAUGUUUUACUGUGUUCAAUGAUAACACAGAACUAUGAACUUUACAGUGAUACUUACGUAUAUAAACCCUCGCUUAUACCCCUAAUGGGGUGGGCAGAGCCACAAGUAGCAGAAGACUUGCAGCCACUUUUGAUACGAAGGGAUACGAAGUCCGAGAAUGGAUUUAUUGAACCUUAUGGUGUAGUUAGGUAAGCGAGUAACUAGAUGUCGCUAACCGUAUAGCUUACAUGUGAAAGUAGCGCCAUCUAGUGACGGUGUGUCGUAUCAUUAUGGACACUUUAUGGACACUUCGACAGUUAGUACAAAUGCUCGCCACUGGCGCUCCAUUUGCGCGCGAAAUAGCGGCAACUUUUCUAGUAUGGCGAAGCAAGGAUCUCUCUGUUUUACGUAGUACCUAUAUUAAUUAUCCCAUGCUAACGGUAUUUAAACAGAUUCCCUUGCUCCUCUAUUGGAACGGCAGAAUAGAAUCUCAGAAUUUGAAAACGAAUAGUGUCUGCAAGGUAUCUUCUGGCAGCUUGUGGUAAAACAUUUGUCUAGUCUUUAAGAUGCUAAAGUAUUUUCAACGUCUGAUUAUAAUGUGGUGGUUUACACGUCCACCAAUCUGCAGUGGAGCAGCGUGGUGAAGUAUAUACCCCACAUCUCCUUCGGUUGAUUGAGGAGAGGUCUGUUUGACAUAGGUAUAUAGUAUAAGGUAUAAGCCUUAGACUGUUUGUUAUAAAUUAUAAUGAUGAUAUUCAGGGUUAUUAGUGACAUCGUAACGAAAACUUUGAAGGAUGAUUCAGACCUUGAUUCUGAGUUCUAGUGGAAUUUCCUGUCGGAAAUUUCAUGAAAAAUUAGUUUAUUUUUUAAUUAAUUUAAAAAUUUUCAGUUCCAUAAUAUUAUUAUGCUUUGAGCUGCAUAGAACACUAAAAAGGAACAUUGCAAAUCAAACAAUCGUCUAGCGACAUUUCGCGUUGUUCGAUUUACAUUACGCCGCAGCAAAAACUUUAAAUUUUAAUUAAAGUUUUCAAAGAAAACAAUUCUAGAAAUUUGUUUUUGCUACGGUGUCACUAACACCCUGUAUAAGGUUGAAUAUUUCGCUUUUCUUGUUUACAAAGGCAGAUAACUUAGCUUGUAAGUCAAUAAUUUACCGAACGAACGCCAAUUCUAUUGCAGAAGCAACAUAACUGUAUUGAAUAUCGAUUGCGCUAUAUUAUUGAUAGCAUUCGGAACGUGUACAAAGUCAAGGCCCCUUCAAAUUACUAGGCCGAGCCCUUCUUCAUUUAAGACAUAAUAACAAUAAAUUACUGUCCAAAAGUUUAUGGGCAUCCUUGGCCAUGUUGUGGAGGCCCUAUCACACAAGGACGCCAUAGUGGCACAUACAAAUGUAAACGCAGGGCUAGCUAACAUUUACCCCGAUACCCUCAUUCAGCGCUUAUCGCUAUCGACCCUCUAGGGUCGAUUAAUUCUUUCAAAUAUUUUUCCUCUCAGACGACGCCCUGAGCAGAGGUUCGAGCGCAACUGGGUUGCCCAAACUGCGGCAACUAGGUAUGUAACCAGCCUCAACUCAGGGUUAGGUAUUCUGUUGCAUAGUGAUAUACCAUUAUAAGAAAUCUCAGAUAAAUUACACAAAGUGUUAGUGACGUAAUGAAUACUGAGCGCGAUGGUUCUGACCAUGAUUCUGAGUUGAUAUCAAGUGGAAUUUCCGGUCGGAAAAUGUAUAAUUAUUUUUUUUACUAUUUUCUAUUCUAUACUUUUGCGACGGAAAAUUGUACUUGAUAUCAUUUCAGAAUCAUGGUCUGAAUCAUCAGUAUUCGUUACGAUGUCACUUACACCUCGUACAAGUACAUACAGAAAGCCAUACAAGUAGGUAUGGGUGUUAGUGACGACGUAAUGAAUACUGAGCGGUAUGAUUCAGACCAUGAUUCUAAGUUGACAUCAAGUGGAAUUUCCUGUCGGAAAAUUCAUAAUUAUUUUUUAUUAUUAUCUAUUCUAUACUUUUGCGACGGAAAAUUGCUCUUGAUAUCAUCCCUGAAUCAUGGUCUGAAUCAUCCCUCAAAGUUUUUGUUACGAUGUCACUAACACCCUGUAGAUGGGAGUUGACUUAAGGCUAGCUUAACACAAUUUUCUUGUCACGACGUCGUGUCGUAGAUUUCCACGACGCGACGUCGUAUCGUGUUUAUGUGUGGGAGCCCUUAGGUUAUUACUUUUAUAAGUUAACAAACCCGCGUUGGCGCUGGUUAAUGCUCUUUACCACCUUCACUAGAUUGACGGAAAGCGUGUGCUGUGUACAAUAUUACUUGCUUGAUGUGUUCGUUUAGUUCGGAAAAUACCAGUCAUUGAAACGUAAUUUUUAUUGAUGUAAUACGCCGUCAGUGAAAUAUAGCUUAAGUUUCGUAAGAUUUUCGUAAGAAUGAAAGUUAAUUAAAUUAAAUAUGUUUUAUGAUAAAAUGUAAUAAUCGAGCUUUUUUAUAAAUGGAAAAUAUUUUAUACUGUAAACUAAGCAGGUGCCUAUGUAAAAAUAUAAAUAAUUAUUAUAAAGGAAAUAUAUUAUUAUACUCUACUACGCAUAAACAGUUUCAAUCAGUUGCCUAAAUGUUUACUUAAAUAAAACAUUUUAAAAAUAUUAUACGAGUUAUAAGUGAUUUAUAAAAUAAAACAAAACAUAAUUAUUUAACCUUUUUAUUUAAAUACUCAGUGCAUUUAUAUAACAAAGCGUUGUACAACAAUCACAAACAUCAAAAUUUCUAUAAAAUUAAAUUCAAUUUUAUACAUUUUAUGUAAAAAAUAAAUGUCACGACAUUUAAAGCGUUUUUAAUUGAUCGAUAGUUGUGCGAACAUUCGCGGGUUUAAAGGUCUUCCUCACUAUAGCAUUUGACUCACAGAAUGUUGAAUACUUGUGCUAUAACGCCAUUUAGAUACAGAAUUCACUUAGCAGAUGUUAUGCAGUACAUAGGUAAAUAAUUUUACACAAAAUAUUUCACUCAUCAAACGCUCGAUCAAAGCUUUUUCGAUAUACUUAAAUUAAAAGUACUUUAAACCGCGAUGUUACCACUAAAAAUUACACAAGAUACUGGUUCAAAUACAUAUAUCAAGUACUUUCUGUAAAGAGAAAAUUAUUAGAUAAUAUAUUAUUUUAUAGUCCACAUAUGUGCCAGGAGUAUUUUUCAAGUAACCUUACUUUUAAAUAAUUUUGAAAAUGGAUUUCUGAAACAAAUAAAUUCCAAUCACAUUAAAUACCUCAAAACAACGUAAAUACACAUAUGUUUGAAAAGAGCCAUCUCCUCGUAUCGAAUAAAUAUUCAAAAGUACAAGGAAAAUAAUAAAAAAUCCUUUUGAACCAGUUCCUUUUGACACAGUUUAAUAAAUACAUGCACUGAACACACGCGACAUAACAGUGACAACCGAAACCCAUCACAUCCAAUGGGACGCGCAAUUUGAAAACUUCGCAGAAUUCAGCUUUGCGAAUUCACAAGUUCUAGCUUCGCGAAUUCGAAAGCUCUGGCUUCGCAACUUCACAUGUCACAUCACCGUUACUGAUAUAUUUCGGUCGUGACUUCGCAACCUCAUAAACUUCUUACGCGUAUAAAAUAGCGAUGGGUCGUUAUCGGUUUUUGAGAUAACGUAACGUAAGCGUUAUGUGAUUUCCAAUAACUAGUUUCUUAACUAGUGAUUUUUAUAACUAGUUAUUUUCACAACGUUCUGAAGCAAACGUGAUAAUUGUAACGUAAAAUCGUUUGGUUAGGUAGCAGUAUAACUUAAUUCUUCUUCACGCACACGUAUCGUGUAUCGAUACUAUUGUAAAACCAGUGAUUUUGCGUGAGUAGUGAAAGUAGCCAAACAUCGACGCUAUGCCUUAAACAUAAGAGUGAAUUCGAUUUAACUUUAUGGCGUUGUGAUUAAAAGAGUUAUUGAAGACUGAUGCCUAUUUCGAUCGUUUAAAUGGCGUUAUUAAUAUCACUAGUUUUUGUUGUAGUGGAAAACGAGUGAUCACUGUUCGAGCUCGUAACUGCAUAUAUAACCAGUUAUAAAACACUCUAACAAACAUCUAAUAGUACUUCAUAUUCAUAACAUCAGAAUACACCCACAAUGAAUAAAUAUACAAUAUAGUAUAUAGUGUAUGCGUUUUCAAGAUUAUAAUACUAUCAAAAACAAAAUAUAGAAUAUCCGAAGGUAGAAGAUAAACUUUCAAAAUACAAUAAAGUUUCAAAAUAUUAAAUGUCCCGUUCCACGAGCGUCUCUUUUCAGUAAUAAAAUAUAAACCCAGUUACCCGGUGAAAAACCUCAAUAUUGUUAUUAAAUUGUUGAGUAAAAAUAGGUAAAUACCUAUGUAAUAAAUAUAAGUAAUCAUUUCAUAAAUAAAUAGGGACUAUUAAUUUUAUAAUAUUCUUAAACAUAGAAAUUUUGAGAAGCAAAUAGAAAGAUUUAUUUUAUUAUAUUUUCAUCAUAAUUUUUUACUAUUAUUAUUGGCAAAUUCAGAGUUUUUAUUUCACUUGUCAUACAUUAUAAACAUAUAAGCAAUGAAACAUUAGAUAAAAUAUAUCUAUUUGCUUCUCUAUAAACGUACAUAAAUAAAUGUCUGGACAUAAUUUUAGCAAGAUUUUAAUUAAAGCGAAGGACGUGUUAUUGUCAUUUUUAUUUUCUUUAUAUUGGUUCUACACGAGACACGUAGAUACAUCUAAAAGUACGGCAAGUAUAUACAGAAUGUUCCUUUCUUUUUCUCUCCAGUGGAUUGUGAGAUCAAUGACCGACGUCAUCAACGCACCAUUCCUUCAACUACCAGAGAAGAUAAUAAAAACUUUUCUUUCUCUGUCCCAGCAAAUAUCAGUCACGAUUUACGAUGAAUGUUAAGGUUAUUUCUUAUAAUUUAUAGGGUAUUUUGUAAACUUUUUCGUGUAUCUCACACUAAGUAUAUCCCGCGAAAAAUAGAAAACACUCAGCAGGAGAUAGCUACAUACACAUGUGGUAGCUAUUAUGUAUGAUUUCGCUUGAACAUUUCUAUUUUUUGGAAGAUCCUGUAUUACUUACCGUUAUGGCCUUAAUUUAUCAAAAUACCAUAUACAUUAUGUUCGACGAAGAGAGCGAAAUCCAAGCAUUUUAUAUAGAAAAAAAAUUAAUUCUUUAGCAAAGUAUUGGAAUUAGUAGUCAUAAUAUAAAAGCGACUCUAUAUUAUUAGUAUAUUUUUUAAAUGAUAGAAAAAUGCUUGGAAUUCACUCACUCAAUAAUUAUACAUGGCUACAUAAAUACAAUUUCUACAGAUACACAUUUUACAAAUCGAAUAUUAUUACCCAUUAAUAGAAUUUAUUUCUGCUAAAUAUUAUUUAAUAAUAUUUCGCUGAUUAUAAUAUCCGCAUAAAGAUAUGUAUAGUACGAGAUAUAGAGGUACAUAAGACGUGAUACAUUGGCAUUGUUUACAUAGUUAUAGAGCUCGAAAAUAUGAAAGCAUAAAAUAAGCAUUCAGUACUAUCUGCAACCAUUUAUUAUUUAUAAGAAAAAAAUUUAUCAAAAAUUAUGUACUUAUCGCUUACUUAUAAAUUCCACUGAGAUGCGUUAAAUUGUUAAGUAGAAAUUGCGUCUAAAAAGACUACGGUCCUUUUUGGAACCACAUGGUUUAAAAAAUCAGUAAACCUGGUAAUAGGUACAUGGGAAACGCGUCAAAAGUGUGGACAACUUGAAAAAAAGAGACUAACAUAUAUUUUUUCAAUAAGUAACUUUUAAAUGCCUUCGAUAUGUAUAUAACAUAGAAAAUAUGUAUACAUAUAAAUAUAUACGUAUAAAAUAUGUCACUGAUACCUUAAGCUCUUCUGUUUAACAACCUAGGCUACAUAGCUAUCAUGAGUCGCAGCGCGCUGUCAGAACUAAUUACUAUAUUAACUUUUUGAUACGUCUAUGAACAAGAUUAUAGCUUGUAAACACACGACAGCAAUUUUGUAAUAAAUCCUAUACUUUAUGCACUCAAACGAUAUGAUAUAUUUAACAUGUUUAUAAUUUUCUUCUAACACCAAUUACUUUCAAAACAAACUACUAUAAUAAUAAACUAUAUUUUCAAAACGAAAA